AUGGAAGCACGACAAGAAAAAUACUUACCCCAGGCGGGUUCCGGCGCUGAAAAUAGCGCUGGGGAAUCCCGCCCCCUGACAGUCUUGGCUGACAGGGGCUGCCCCUCGUAUUCUGGGGGGGGCGACGUUUUGCCAAAAUGUGAUAAGCCAUUUGCUAGGUCUGGGCUGCUUCAACGCACGCCACCUAAAACUUCGAAGCACGCACGAACAUUGACCGAAUCAGAACAAAAGGAGACAGAAGACGGAAUAUCUACUGGCGACGAAGGGCUGCAAUACAAACGACCACCUUACGUCAGUCCUCUUACUUUUUUCUCGCCAAUGGCAAGCACGCCUAGAAUAAGAGGAGAGUGGAAACGGAAAAAGUCACCAACGAGUAAGGAGACUGACACUUCUUCUGGAGGUGAAAAGGAACAAUUAGAAUGGGAUGAUGACUUAGGCACGGAAACUGAUUGGAAGGAAGUUAAAUCCAAAGGAAAGCGAGUUCGACAAAAGGAGAAAAAAUUGCCCUAUGCAACACAGAUGAAGGAAAAAAAUAAAGAGAACCCCAUUUCGAACAAGAAGAACAACAACGAGAAUGCUCAGGUACCAAAUCGGUCAGACAAACAGAAUAAAGAAAGUGAAAACCCAGGAGGUAGAAAACUAAGAGGGAAAAAACCUAUGGCAAAGCCCGAAGCACUUCUAGUAGAAGUCAAAAAUCGUGACUAUGCUAGUGUUCUAAAAGAAGUGAAGUUGGGACUAUCCCGAGAGGAAGUUGUUUUUACAAAGGUUAGAAAAACAAGAAAAGGCGACAUACUUCUUGAGCUGGAAGAUGCGAAAAAAGGAGGAGCCUCUCAAAUAAGGGAGAAAAUUGGAGAAAUAUGUCCUAAUUUAACAUUUAGGGCAUUAAAAGAGUCAGCUGAUGUGAUAAUACGGGGACUUGACGUCACCGUAGAAAAACAAGAAGUAGAGGAAGCACUACGACAGAAAGUGAAAGAGUUCCGCAUUAAGAGUUUCUGGGAGAAUAGCUACGAAGUGAAGACCGCUAUAAUAGAGUUGCCGACGGAGGAAGCCAAAAAACUAGCAGAAGAAAAAAAGAUCAAGAUUGGAUGGAUGAGGGUCUCAGUUGCGCUUGUAGUGCAUAAGAAGCGCUGCUUCAGGUGCCUCGAGUACGGACAUAUUUCAAUAGGCUGCCCAGGGUAUGAUCGAAGCAGAAUAUGCUAUAACUGUGGUACUGAAGGACAUAAGGCCAAAGACUGCAAGUACGAAAGGACAUGCGCUAUAUGCAAGGACAAGGAGCUGUCCAGCCUGGAAAGAACAUGUGCCUGGAAUACGAAACGUGAGGCCAAAAAACGGGGAGUAGAAGCUGGAAGUAGAGCGCUAGGCUCUGAUAUAAAGGUGUUACAAAUAAACCUCGACAGAACGCGAGUCGCCCAUGAUCUGUUAGCAGUGACAGCAAAAGAACAUAAAAUUGAUUUAGCUAUCAUAGCAGAACCGAAUAGAAAGAUACUGGAGGCCCGAGACUGGGUAACGGACUGUAGAGGAGAUGUAUCACUGGUCAUAUUCAACAACAGCAUCCAAACCAAGGUAGUAGCUCGAGGAAAUGGCUUUAUCGCGAUGAAAGUGUUUGAACUUACGGUAUAUAGUUGUUAUUUCUCGCCUAACAAUAGAUAUGAGGAGUUCGAAAAAGAUGUUAGUGAGCUAUUUGAAAGUAUUGAGUCACAGCGUGGGGAAAUAGUGGUGGCUGGAGACUUCAACGCGGCAUCGAACGUUUGGUCCACUAAAACCGAAAAUGCUAGGGGACGUCUUAUUAUGGAGCUUCUCGCGAGUGCAGACAUGAACAUAGUUAAUAGGGGGUUUUCGCCAACGUUUCAAAGAGGCAGUAAGAAUUCCACUCCAGACAUUACCUUUGUAAGCCCAGGCCUAACACACAAAAUAUCGGAAUGGCAAGUCCUUGAUGAAGAUAGCUUGAGUGGUCACAGAUAUAUAAAGUUCCAUAUACUCCAAAAGGAAUUGAAACCGACCACACCACGGCCAAUAGGAUGGAGACUUGACAAACUAGAUCAGCCGGUGUUUGAAUGUGUUCUGAAGGAACAAUAUAUUAAUACACCAGAUGAAUUAGUAGCUGCCACUAGAAAAGCUUGUGAUAAAGCGAUGCCAAAAAAGGGAUUACGGAAGAAAGCACCCGUUUAUUGGUGGAACGAAAAAAUUAGGGAGAUAAGAGAGAUCUGCACAAAGUGCCGUCGAAAAUAUACUCGGCAAAGGCGAAAAAAGGGUAAAAAUAACUUUGGUAUAGUUGAGAUGGACCAAACAGAAAAUAAACUAAGAGAAGAGUAUAAGUCUGCUUAA
Messenger RNA from Pararge aegeria (speckled wood butterfly), 2325 nucleotides. RefSeq lists its product as uncharacterized. The transcript is spliced from 2 exons. The record is from RefSeq and is a predicted model, not a curated record. The coding region runs from base 1 to 2325 and encodes 774 amino acids. Gene Ontology annotation, molecular function: zinc ion binding; nucleic acid binding; catalytic activity. Lineage: Eukaryota; Metazoa; Arthropoda; Insecta; Lepidoptera; Nymphalidae.